AUGGGGUUAGCCUUUCUAACAAAAGAUACACUCUCGGCUCACGCAACGCCAAUGAUAUGGGGAUGGAAUGUAGACGCAUCGUAGAACGCGUUUUCGUUUGAAGUUGGCGUCUUGUUUGAGAGUAGAUGUGACAGAUUUGCGUAGAAUAGGGUAAGGUGUUAUCAUGAACGGAGAAGAAAGGGCUUUUCCAACACGGAGAUGUAGCAUGGAUCAAAGCAUUUGUUGGAUUUCAGCUUUUACAAGAGGACAUCAACGCAGUAGUAUUUUAGCAAGCUUACGAACGCAUGUAGGAUACCAUGAGGAUU
Ectocarpus sp. CCAP 1310/34 is the source of this 305-nucleotide messenger RNA. NCBI's taxonomy places the organism in Eukaryota, Phaeophyceae, Ectocarpales, Ectocarpaceae. The record is from the annotation of a GenBank genome assembly.